Nymphaea colorata (pocket water lily) is the source of this 936-nucleotide messenger RNA. RefSeq lists its product as uncharacterized. Lineage: Eukaryota; Viridiplantae; Streptophyta; Magnoliopsida; Nymphaeales; Nymphaeaceae. The coding region runs from base 112 to 816 and encodes 234 amino acids. The record is from RefSeq and is a predicted model, not a curated record. The transcript has 3 exons.
AGAGUUCUUCUUCUGUCUCAAUGCCCUCUGCUGAUUCUCUGCUUUUAUUUUCAUCUUCGGCCGCUCUGCUCCUCUUCUUCCUCCUCUCCUUGAGCUCUCCUCAUCUUCACAAUGGGGUGUGGGGGUUCAAAGAGCAGCGACGUUGCAACCGGCAACACCAUUAUCCGCAGAGUCCUCGACAAGAAAUCUGAUGCUCCCAAGAAAUCUGACGCACCAAUCGGAAGCCUUGAACAGAAAACAACUGAGGUACACGAGAACUCCACAGAGGAUGCCAACGGUUCUGACAAGCCAGCAGUCGUGGUGGCAGAUGUGAAGGACAUAACAGAGAACAAUGAAGUAAAAAAUGGGGAUGCAGUCAAUGAUGGUGCCCCACUUGAGGAUGCUAAAGCCGGGAAGUUGAUAACCGGAGACUCCCCAGACGAGUAUUUUUCGAUGAGGAAGGAUGAGUCUGUCGAUGUAGUAGCUGUGACAGGCUUGGGAUACUUCUCUCCUGGCACCGGACCAAGUGAAGGUGUUAAGAAAGAGGAAGAAUCACCUCUUGGAAAUGAUAUUGAUAACAGCAAACAGAAUGAGGAGCCAGCAUGCAGCAAUACAGAUGAUAAGAAACAUGAAGAGAAUUUGCCAGGGAACAGUGGAGAGCCAUCUUUAACAAAAGGUCAAAUGCUUCAUGUUCUUGUUCAUACAGAGAAGGUGCAUGAAGAGGGAGCUGCAGAUUCAAAAGAACCAAUUGUAGCAGAGGAAGCCAAAGUCGAGUCUCCUACUAAGGAAGACAAAGUAACCAUUGCCGAAGGCUCAACUGAGGAACCAAAGCCAUAAUCUGAAGCUGAUUGCCCGUGCUUCCACACCAGAUUAUGUUGUGGCAAUACUACUGAAUGGGGUGUAAAAAAAUGUCAAAUACUUGUUGGAAAAAAGAAAUGAAGAAUGAUGACUUUGAUA